CCUCGGCCUUUGUCUGCGGCCGCGGGUAUAUUUAGGCGGCAGGUGCGGCCGCCGCAGGUCGCCGGCCGGUCAGGCCCCCGCCCACGUGACGCCGGCGCCAUAAAUAGCGGCCGCGGCGGGUCCGGAGCGGCGCCCGUCCUGCCCCGCGCCCGCCGGCCGCUCCGUCCGGCCGCCCGGCCGCCCGGCCGCGGAUGGAGGCGGCGGGACGCCUGCGCGCUGGACAUCGCCCGCCGACCGGCCUGGGCUCCAUGGAGAGGACCGGGAGGGGCAGCUCUGAGCUCUGCCGGGUCCAGCAUCGCGGUGCCCGCUGCUGAGGGGCCCCGCGCCUCUGGCCCCCACCAUUGCCCUCGCCCGCCGAUGGCGCCCGCCUGAGCUGCCCGCGCCCUGCCAGGCCUCGCCGAGCCCCCAUGGGGUAGCGUGACGGAGGACUGAGCUCCGAGCUGCCGCCUGCGCCCCCGCCAAGCAGGCCUGCUGGUUCUGCUCCAGUCCGGCUUCCUCCGGUCCCUGGGGCUCGGGGCCCGCCUUUGAGAGAAGGGGGUUGGCCACCGUCCACAGAUGCCGGGACCACGUCCCCAGCCACGGGCACCGCGCCGGACACGGACCCCGCAGCCAGACUGACUCGGGCUUUCUGCCGUUUUCUUGGCUGAGUUUCGGUUGACAUUUCUCUCUGCCCUUUUGUAAUGACCCGUCUCUGAGGCGGGAGGGCGGGGGCUGGGUCUGCUUUUCCUUUUUUAAAGAGCUGCGUUUUGUAUUCUAAGUACCCCGCGUCCUGCCCGCUCCCAGGUAUCUGCACAAUAUUUGUGCGGGGCGCGGGGCAGGUUUUGUAAAGCACAGGGAUCCGUUCUCGGGGGUGGGGGGCUGGGGGCUCCUCCGGUCGUGUCCCGCACUGCCAUGGCCCGCAUGAACCGGCCGGCCCCCGUGGAGGUGAGCUACAAGAACAUGCGGUUCCUCAUCACGCACAACCCCACCAACGCCACCCUCAGCACCUUCAUCGAGGACCUGAAGAAGUACGGGGCCACCACCGUGGUGCGCGUGUGCGAGGUGACCUACGACAAGGCCCUGCUGGAGAAGGACGGCAUCACCGUGGUGGACUGGCCCUUUGACGACGGGGCGCCCCCGCCUGGCAAGGUGGUGGAGGACUGGCUGAGCCUGCUGAAGGCCAAGUUCUGCGACGACCCUGGCAGCUGUGUGGCCGUGCACUGCGUGGCCGGCCUGGGACGGGCCCCGGUCCUCGUGGCACUGGCGCUCAUCGAGAGCGGGAUGAAGUACGAGGACGCCAUCCAGUUCAUCCGGCAGAAGCGGCGCGGAGCCAUCAACAGCAAGCAGCUCACCUACCUGGAGAAGUACCGGCCGAAGCAGAGGCUGCGGUUCCGGGAGCCGCACGCGCCCCGGACCAAGUGCUGCGUCAUGUAGCCCAGCCGGGCCCACUGCCCUGCCCCACUGCCCUGUCCCCUCUCUGGGCCUCAGUCUCCACGCCCCCACCCCCAGGAGGGCCAGCCUGGUCCUGGGACUCACGUGGUGACUGUCCCGCACCCCCAGGGCAUCGCCCUCACAGUGGGGCUGAGACGGUCCGCCACCUGGACCUCGUGUGGGCCACCCCAGGCCGCUCCGGCGCCCCCCUCCCCGCACCUCCAUCCAGCCUUUCUCCCGGCACCUGGGGUGCCUGCCUCCCGGGUCAGCCCGCCUGAGCCUGCCUACCUGCCAUCUGUCUCCGUCUGCCUCCCUGUGUCCACCGGCCGGCCGCCACAGUCCCAUCCAUCCCGUCUCCUGCCUCCCUGCUCUGCUUCCCUCUGUGCCGAUCUCUGUCUCCGUGUCCCAUGUCUGUCUCUGAGGCCUGGUCCAGGGCUAUGUUCCCUCCCUGCGCCCCUCCCUGUCCCCCCUUCUGUGGGGGCGGGUGUACUUUUAACCACUGGACUGACCCCUCUGCACCCCCUUGGAUUCGUGGGUCUGAGGGCCGUCAGCUGCUCUGGACACUUGAAGGCAAUAAAACACGACCCUGUGCUGUG
Messenger RNA from Pipistrellus kuhlii (Kuhl's pipistrelle), 2006 nucleotides. It is a transcript of the gene PTP4A3, whose product is annotated as protein tyrosine phosphatase 4A3. NCBI's taxonomy places the organism in Eukaryota, Metazoa, Chordata, Mammalia, Chiroptera, Vespertilionidae. The coding region runs from base 892 to 1413 and encodes 173 amino acids. Gene Ontology annotation, biological process: endothelial cell migration; protein dephosphorylation. Gene Ontology annotation, molecular function: protein tyrosine phosphatase activity. The record is from RefSeq and is a predicted model, not a curated record. Gene Ontology annotation, cellular component: nucleus. The transcript has 6 exons.